This is a messenger RNA of Emericellopsis cladophorae, 627 nucleotides long. RefSeq names its product Xanthine phosphoribosyltransferase-like protein. Gene Ontology annotation, biological process: XMP salvage; GMP salvage; hypoxanthine metabolic process. The record is from RefSeq and is a predicted model, not a curated record. Gene Ontology annotation, cellular component: cytoplasm. The transcript has 2 exons. Gene Ontology annotation, molecular function: hypoxanthine phosphoribosyltransferase activity. The coding region runs from base 1 to 627 and encodes 208 amino acids. Lineage: Eukaryota; Fungi; Ascomycota; Sordariomycetes; Hypocreales; Bionectriaceae.
AUGGUCCAAAAAGUCUACGUCACGUACAACGAUGUCCACAAGCUUUGCCAGCAGUCGGCGGACAAGCUCCUGGCCGACUGCAAGCCCCAGCUCAUGAUCGCCAUCGGUGGCGGCGGCUACGUGCCUGCCCGCAUCCUGCGCUCAUUCCUCAAGAAGCCCGGCUCGCCCAACAUCCCCAUCCAGGCCAUCGGUCUCUCCCUCUACGAGACGCUCGGCGCAGAAGGCGAUGACCAGGUUGAGGCCCCCGGUACCAAGGUGACGCGCACACAGUGGCUGGAUCUCAGCUCGCUGGGCGAGAUGGCCAACCUGAUCGGCAAGAGGAUCUUGAUUGUGGACGAGGUGGACGAUACCCGCACAACCCUGGAGUACGCCGUCAAGGAGCUCGAGAAGGAUGUAGAGGCGGCGAGGCAGCGCCUUGGAGGCAACCAGCCCAAGACAGAGUUCAGCAUCUUUGUUCUGCAUAACAAGGACAAACAAAAGAAGGGCGUCCUCCCCAACGACAUGAUGGCCGAGGGUCGCUACCACGCUGCGCGCACGGUCGGCGACGAGUGGAUCUGCUACCCUUGGGAGGCCGGCGACAUUGAGGAGCACGACAGGCUAGCCAAGGAGUCCGGUCUGCCAGUCUGA